UCCCAUCACUUAUUCACUUACUUUAUUGUUUCUUCCCUUGCCAACUUCCAUCACAUUCUUCAAUAUUUCUCUCUUCCUUAAUUUCUUUCUUCUCUUCCACUUUGAAAUCCACAAAAAUGGCUAUCAUGAGGAAACCGGCGAAGCUCGCCCAAACCGCCGUCCUCAAACAAAUCCUCAAAAGGUGUUCGAGCCUCGGCAAGAAAAACGGCUACGACGACGUGCCUAAGGGUCACUUCCCGGUUUACGUCGGCGAAAACCGCAGCAGAUACGUUGUCCCCAUCUCGUUCCUGACGCACCCUGAGUUUCAGUGCCUCCUCCGACGCGCCGAGGAAGAGUUCGGCUUCGAUCACGACAUGGGAAUCACCAUUCCUUGCGAAGAAGUUGCUUUUCGCUCCUUGACCGAAAUGCUCAGGUAGAAACUCCGUCGCGCUUGCGAGCUGAGACGAUCGAUCCACUCAGAUCAAUUUAUACACAUGUUAAUAUAUCCGCCGGCGGGGCGGCCGGCCGAUCCAUCGAUCUAGGUUUGGUUUUGCGUGGAGAAAGAUGGCGUAAGAUGAAGCAUUGUUAGCUUCUCUUUUUUUAAACGUCUUUCUUCACCUAGGCUAGUUACUAGUACUCCGAUCGGUAUUUUUUUUUUUUUUUUUUUUUGGGAACUUGUUUCGGGUAAAAUGCCCUCUAACCCGACCCAUAAGAAUUGUUUGUACGGGUUAGAAUUGAAUCAAGUUUGUGUUUUUCCUCA
Molecule: messenger RNA, 739 nt
Organism: Ipomoea nil (Japanese morning glory)
Lineage: Eukaryota; Viridiplantae; Streptophyta; Magnoliopsida; Solanales; Convolvulaceae
Product: auxin-responsive protein SAUR50
Exons: 1
Coding region: 117-416 (99 amino acids)
Biological process (GO): response to auxin
Source: RefSeq, a predicted model, not a curated record